UGAAUUAUAAAAGGACAUGUAUUUUCAGGUAACAUUUGCACGAGGACGUAACGCAGACUUAUAGUGUGGACAGCAAAUCUUUCACAAUGGGGAAGUUGGCUGUGAUAGGGAUUCUGACUGUAUUUUUAGUUUACAUUGUUGCAGGACGCACAGUGACCGAUGGGCCAAACGGUGAAAACGAUAAUGAAAACGAUACUGAAAACGAUACUGAAAACGAUAGCGAAAAUGAAGAUGAUGUGACGUCAGAACAAACUGAAACAAAUAACGGUGUGCUGCCAACACAAACAAAUAACGGUGUGCUGCCAACACAAUUAAAUAACGGUGUGCCACCAACACAAUCAAAUAACGGUGUGCUGCCAACACAAUCAAAUAACGGUGUGCUAUCGACACAAUCAAAUAACGGUCUGCCGCCAACAAUAUCAAAUAACGGUGUGCCGCCAACAAUAUCAAAUAACGGUGUGCCGUCAACACAAUCAAAUAACGGUGUGCCGCUAUGGUUAGCUGAUGGUUGAAGUUCAAGUACCUGGGGAAGUGACAAUGGUUGGGAUAGUGACAGUGAUGAAUAACAUUCAACUGCAACAUUGAUUUUUUCAAAUAAAAUAAAACAUAACUUGA
Messenger RNA from Mytilus californianus (California mussel), 615 nucleotides. Its product is annotated as insoluble matrix shell protein 4-like. The record is from RefSeq and is a predicted model, not a curated record. The transcript is spliced from 2 exons. Lineage: Eukaryota; Metazoa; Mollusca; Bivalvia; Mytilida; Mytilidae. Bases 87 to 512 code for a protein of 141 amino acids.